Molecule: messenger RNA, 771 nt
Organism: Fonsecaea erecta
Lineage: Eukaryota; Fungi; Ascomycota; Eurotiomycetes; Chaetothyriales; Herpotrichiellaceae
Exons: 2
Coding region: 1-771 (256 amino acids)
Molecular function (GO): oxidoreductase activity, acting on the CH-OH group of donors, NAD or NADP as acceptor
Source: RefSeq, a predicted model, not a curated record
AUGUCUGUCGACAACGAAAUCAAGGGCAGAUUAGCCCUGAUCACGGGUGCAUCUGGAGGAAUUGGAGCCGGUUGCGCACGAGACCUGUACAAGAACGGCUGUCACCUCGCCCUGACAUAUUCCAAAAACAAGGCCAAUGUUGACACCCUCAUCGCCGAGCUCCUAGGUGACUCGACGUCCUCCGGGCUGAAGAUCUCGUCGCACCAAGUAGAUAUGGCGUCCACAGAAGAUAUGGAAAGACUAUAUAAAGAGAUUGAAGCACAGCACGGUCACGGUCCAGAUAUUUUGGUUGCCAAUGCAGGAUACGGAAAGCGAGUGCCUCAAAUAGUGGACAUCACAUAUGAAGAAUUCGACUAUACGAUCCAGAUCAACUUGCGCGCACCUUUUAUUCUUGCCAAGCUCGCCGUCCCACACAUGGCGCAGCAGAAAUGGGGCCGCAUCAUCAUGAUGUCCAGCAUAGCUGGCUACGGUGGUGGGAUCAACGGCUGCCACUAUGCCGCCUCCAAGGCCGGGCUGACGGGGAUGAUGAGAAAUCUGGCCAUCAAACUCGCCAAGGAUGGCAUCACGGUCAACGACGUGGCACCGGCCAUGAUCGGUGAGACCGGCAUGAUCCCCAACGCGAAGUUCCUCGAGGGCACUCCUGGCGAUGUCAGGAAUAUCCCCGUCGGCCGGCUUGGGACGCCACAGGAGUGUGCGAAUGUGGUGACCAUGCUGUGCCGGACGGGCUAUUUGACCGGGCAGAGCAUCUUGUUGAGCGGGGGAUUGAAAUGA